This is a messenger RNA of Hyaloperonospora brassicae, 1200 nucleotides long. The record is from the annotation of a GenBank genome assembly. NCBI's taxonomy places the organism in Eukaryota, Oomycota, Peronosporomycetes, Peronosporales, Peronosporaceae.
AUGAUUCGCAUCGUCGCGGGAACGUACGAGGGAUUGCUGUACGGAUGGCAGUGCCCCACGGUGGCCACGGGCGAAUGCACGAAGAUGAGGCUCACGUUCGGGUACGCGGCGCACUCGGAGUGCAUCAAGAGUGUGGCGUUGAUGGGCGCAAAGCAGGGCAAGACGCUGGUCUCAGGUAGCAGCGACGAGAUGAUCAAGAUCUAUAAUGUGGACAAGCGCGUGGAAGUUGGCAGCUUGAUGGAGCAGCACGGCGCUAUUACGAGCCUCGAGUUCUUUGGCCAGAGCCACGUACUUAGCGGCAGUGCUGACCACUCGAUCUGUAUCUGGCGGACGUCCGACUGGAACUGUGUGCACAUUCUCGGUGGUCACAAAGGCGAGAUCAAUGCGAUUGCAGUGCAUCCAAGCGGAAAGAUGUGCUUCUCCGUCGCACGCGAUCGCACGCUGCGCAUGUGGAACCUCGUGAAGGGUCGGAUUGCGUUUAUUCGACGACUGGAAAAGGAGGCAGAACUUGUUAUGAUCUCGAAGAAAGGCACGCACUAUGCACUCGGAUUUGGCACGCAUUUGUCUGUUUUCAACAUGAACGCAGAGCUGGUGGGCACGCUUGAGCACACGAAAAAGAUUUGCUGCGCUGUCUUUGCAAUGGAUCAGUACGUCGUCUGUGGAGGCGACGACAAGCACAUUUAUAUCUGGAAGACGAACGGAACACUUGUUGGAAAGGUAACGCACAAGGACAUCGACGCCCGCAUUCGGUGUCUUCAAGUGGUAUAUCCUCACGGCGAGCACGAGUUGCCAUGGAUAGUGCUGGCCACGUCGGAAGGCACGUUUCAGAUUUGGGAUUUUGCUUCGUUCGUGUUGGACGAUUCGUCGCCGGAAGAAUCGAACAAGUCAGUCGAGCCCCUGGCUUCGACUACUCUCCUUACGAAGCCUCGUGUGACGUGUCUGUCUGCUGUCGUCGCGAGCGAGAAGUCUAGCGAUGAAGCCGCAGCAAGUGACGCUACGCUCAAGCCGAUCAAGAAGACCAAGAAGACCAAGAAGACGAAGACUACAAUCGACAAAGAGCCUUCUGGUCCAGCUGCUGGAGUCCCUCACGUUGUCGUUGAGAUUGAUGGAGAAGUCAGUGCCUCGAAAAAGCGUACAAAGGCUGCAGACACGCAGAAACGCAAUAACAAGAAGAAGAGGCAGAGGAAGGCGCAGCAGUAG